AAACUGCUUACUGACCAAAAUUUAGCUCAGCUCAUCCCUUCAUCCAUCUCUGGUUUCACUCAAAAAAGUAAUGUUUCUCCGAGUUUUAUGAAUUAAAUUUCACUUGCAAUUCAAAACUCACAUUCUAGUAAAUAAAAAGUGCAGUUGUAUAUAAUUAAUCAUUCAUUGAUAUAAUUAUUAAAAUGGCCUUGAAGCGCAUAAAAAAGGAAUUGGAAGAUUUAAAAAGAGAUCCUCCGGCUCAAUGUUCAGCUGGCCCAGUUGGAGAUGAUCUUUUUCACUGGCAGGCGACUAUUAUGGGCCCACCAGAUAGUCCAUACCAAGGCGGUGUUUUCUUUCUUACAAUCCAUUUCCCACCCGACUAUCCCUUUAAACCGCCAAAAGUAGCUUUCACUACUAGGAUUUACCAUCCCAAUAUCAACAGUAAUGGAAGUAUUUGCUUGGACAUUUUGCGGUCGCAGUGGUCACCCGCCUUAACUAUAUCGAAAGUUCUGUUGUCGAUCUGUUCUUUGUUAUGUGAUCCGAAUCCUGACGAUCCAUUAGUACCCGAAAUAGCUCGCAUCUACAAGACUGACAGAGAAAAGUACAAUGAACUUGCUAAAGAAUGGAGUCGGAAAUAUGCUAUGUGAGAGCAUCAGUUUUGAACAAUAAACUUAUUACAAUUUUCUAUGUUUUGAUGGUUUUAAAAAUCUUUCUAACUUUGUUGUUCCAAACUCAAUAUGAUCACAGAACUACAAUAAUUAAAUUAUAAUCAUACUUUAAUCCCAAACUUUUAUUGUUUUUUUGCUUGUUUACAAUGUGAUUGUUUUGCCAAAGAAUAAAUGUGCCAGGGGAUAGAUCUAGGCGAUGGUUUCCUAAUUUAGUGGAUGUUAUUUGAAUGAGUGUGAAGGCCAAGAAAAUCAGUGCGAAGAAGGGCCUAGAUUUGUCCAAAAUCAGUGCCAUUUUAAAUUGCUUUUUUUUUUCUUCCUUAUUUCUGAUUAAAACUAUCCAUUCUGGCUGUGACUUUAAAGUAAUCAGUGAUGCAAUCCUCAAAAAAAAUUUAUCAUUGAGAAUUAUUAGGUUUCUUCAUUAUUAAAAUAUCUAAAUAUUCAAAAACACCCGUUUAUGAUUUAUUAUGUUGUGUCUCUCGUGAUUAGAAGAUCUAUAAUAUAUUUUUUACUUUUUUGAACUAGUAGUUUUUAAUCAUUUUAGUACAUGAUAGAAAUUUUUUUUAUUAAAUAAAAUAAAUGUGUUAAAGGAUCAAAAAUUGAAGUUGUUGGAAAAUUUUUAUUUUAUUAAAAUUUGUAAUCUGACACUUUUUUUCUAUGUUUGGUUUCAUGAAAAUAACAUGUUUCGAUGUCCAAAUGUUUUUUUUUAUAAUAUCACUGUCACCUCUAUAUUCUGUAGAUUUUUGUAUUUUUAUUUAUACGAGCCAGAAAUUUUUAAUCUUUUGUAGUAAACUAUUAAAGUUUGUAUUGUAAAUUACAAAAAUAAGCAAAUUUUUAAAAACUAAAAAAAGAAAAUUAAAUGAUUUAGAAUUUUCUGUCUUUUUCACUAUUUAAAAAUAAAAAUUCCUGUGUAUAAUUUAUUGCAUUAUUUUAACUACUAAAUACUCUACUGCAUGUAUUUCUAUGCUUUUUUUGCUAAUAAUUAUUCUAUCACUUGAAUGUAUUAUUAAAAAAAUUUCAAAAACAUAAUCUGCUUUUAUUAUAAAUAUUUUUACUGUUAAGAAUCUACAGUUGUUUUUAAGUGAUGAUGUUAAUUUAUACACAAUAAGCUUCAGUUGUAAACAAGUAAUUCAUGGCUGUAAACAGAUUUUGAAGAGACAUUUUUUCAGUUCUUGAAAAUUAUCUGUUAGAUAAAUUUAAUAAAAAGUUUUAAGUAA
Messenger RNA from Parasteatoda tepidariorum (common house spider), 1861 nucleotides. Its product is annotated as ubiquitin-conjugating enzyme E2-17 kDa. The record is from RefSeq and is a predicted model, not a curated record. NCBI's taxonomy places the organism in Eukaryota, Metazoa, Arthropoda, Arachnida, Araneae, Theridiidae.